Molecule: messenger RNA, 459 nt
Organism: Dovyalis caffra
Lineage: Eukaryota; Viridiplantae; Streptophyta; Magnoliopsida; Malpighiales; Salicaceae
Source: the annotation of a GenBank genome assembly
AUGCGGACGAAGUCAUACGACGAGUCGAGUGCCCAACAUUCCAAGCAAACCGAAGAACAAGCAAACUCGGUCACUCUCGUUCUCAUCUCUCACACAUUUGGUUCACGCCUACUCGCCUUUUGGUUGCUUGCGUCUGCUCGCCUACGGAUUGGUUGUAUUACGUCGGAUAAUGUAGCAAAUUUCGGAGAAGAUUUCACACGCACAUUUAAUGCGGUGCUUUGGAUAUCCGAUGAUGGUGUUCCAGAUUUAGGAGGUAAUUGUGAAAAAUCUACAUGUUUUGAUGAUGAGUCUGUAGAUGCUCUUCCGAAAAGUAACCAAGUAAAUGAAAUGGAAGGAGGUGCUUUGUUAGGAUUUAAUCGGGAUAUGAAUUACAAUGCAAAUCUAUAUAAUGAUCGAGUGGCUUCGAUGAGCCCUCAAUCAAAGCUUCAUGAUCCAGACUCUUCACCGUAUACUCCAUAA